AUGUCUCUCAUCUCCCGACUCUCCUCCCUCCUCCCGCUCCCCGAGGAAGAGCUCAAACAAGUUCUCGACUAUGCCGCCACUCUUCCUAAGGCUGCGGCGGUUGACCACUUCAGCAACCUCCUCGGGACCUCGCCGGAAGCCCUGACAUUCAUUUCCGACUUCAAUUCGCGGCGUAACGACACAGCGGCUGCGACCACCCCCAGCGCCGGAAUCGAGCCCCCAACUCCCGCGGAGGUUACCAAGCCCGCGGCGUCCAAGAAGUCUCAGCAAGGCGGAUUCCUAAUCUCUGACGAACCGGCCGCGAAGUCCAAGCCCAAAUCAGCCAACGCUUCCCGCUCCUCCACACCAAAGCCAGGAGGCAACCCUACGAAAAUCUCCAUCGUCGGAGGAACACCUAUGAAGGGCGCCUCAACCGCAUUGACAGACCUAGACGCCGCCAUUCGCCAGCUAGAAAUCACCACCAACCCCACACUUCAAGACGACGACGCCGCCGCCCGGCGUUUGAUUUGCAUGAAGGAAGGUCUCGGCCCCUGCACCACCUGCGGAGCACCUCUCCUUUCCAACUCCGAGACGGAGGCUAUACUACGCGAGCUCAAGGCCGAGCGCGGACGAGAGCGCAUGGCAGCGGACCGCGCCGCACACAAGCGAGCCGACGUCGGCAGGACCCCCGCGCCAUUUACUCAGCCCCGCGAUGGUGGUUUCGCCAGCGGGAGCGGGGCAGGCGGGACCGCGACGCUUUCGGAAGCCGAGACCAAGGCGCGGGAGCACAGGGACCGGCUUCUGGGGUACCAGGCGCAAAACGCGCGGCGAACGACGGUGCGCGACGAGGUGGCGGACUUUGACGAGCGGGCGAUGGAGCUGAAGAAGCAGCAGAAAUUGCUGAGGGAGAUGGAGUGGGAGAUGAAGCCCGAGUACGAGAAGCGGAGGCAGGUUGUCAGCAUCGACCUGGUUGGCGGCAAAAUUGUCAAGAAGAUGGCGGCGGUAGAACGGCCGGUCACACCCCCGGCCGUGGAGGAACCCGGGUACGGGAACAGCGGGGCCGGAGCACUCUCCGAGUCUUCGGGUAACAGGCAGGCGGCGAAUCACGGACAAGGCGGUGCGUUUAGCAAGAAUCCGCUCCUCGGGGCCAUGAUCAAGCCUGUGUACAACCUGAAGGGUAAGGCCAAGGGCACGGGCACCGAGGGUGACGACGCCGCGGGUUCUAGGACAAAAUGGCGAAGAGUGCAAGAUGACAUGGGCGAUAACGAGGGCAUCAUUCUCGAUGGCGGCGCGUACGGGCAUUCAGCGCCCACCAACGCCGCUACGGUGGCGGGGGACGCCCAUGACAUCAUGACGCCAUCGCCGCCGCCCCGCCAUGCCCGAGCUCCUCAACACCGAAGAGCCCGCCCCUCCAUCCAAACCGUCUCCGAAGCCGACCUCGCCUCCUCCCAAUUCUCCGGCCGCGAAGGUCCCGCCGCCUCCUACGCCGACACCGAAACCUUCACCGACCUCGCCGCCUCCUUCCCCUCCGAGCGCGGUCCCAACGCCGACGGCGGCGCCGACCACGUCCGCCACUCGUCCGGCAACGGCAAAGACAACGGCAACGGCGGCAGCAAGCGCCGCAAGGCCAAGAACGCCGCCGAAAAGGCCGCCGACAAGGCCUGGGGCCUCUACGAGCGCGGUCAGCUCGGUUGGAAGGAGCUCGGUAUCGGUGCGGGGAUCUUGGGCGCUGUGGGUGCUGCUGAGCUCGUGAUUGGCAGGUAUCUCUCCGAGGAGCAGCACAACAGGAAGAAGUAA
Molecule: messenger RNA, 1776 nt
Organism: Parascedosporium putredinis
Lineage: Eukaryota; Fungi; Ascomycota; Sordariomycetes; Microascales; Microascaceae
Source: the annotation of a GenBank genome assembly